Messenger RNA from Geodia barretti, 1565 nucleotides. NCBI's taxonomy places the organism in Eukaryota, Metazoa, Porifera, Demospongiae, Tetractinellida, Geodiidae. The record is from the annotation of a GenBank genome assembly.
AACGCUCGAUUCGCUCACCAAAAAAUGUGUUGCUUUGCUCUAGUCAUAGCCCUAGCCCUAGCCCCUAGGACAUGUAUGCUGUCAUAACACAGAGAGGAGACUCUGCAAUGAUGAUAGCUGCCAGCGAGGGUGGAACUAAAGUUGUUUCCCUGCUGGUGAAAGCUGGAGCUACGCUGGGUCAGCAGCAGAAGAAGGCAUAUGAGCUACUGAGAUCUGCCUCUGAAAGAGGAUAUGUGGAAAUAGUUACUUCACUGAUCACAGCUGGUGUGGACGUGAAUGGCAGAGAUAGGGAUAGAGACUCUGCACUGAUGAUGGCUAUCAGGAAUGGCAGGACUGAAGUUGUUUCACUGCUAAUAGAGGCCGGAGCUAACAUUCACCUACAGAAUGAGCAUGGAUACUCUGCACUGAUGUUGGCUGCGAAGGAGAGUAGGACUAAAGUUGUUUCACUGCUACUUGAGGCUGGAGCUAAAGUUGAUCUACAGAAUGAGAAUGGAGACUCUGCACUGAUGUUGGCUGUCAGGUGGGGUAAGACUGAAGUUAUUUUACUGCUACUAGAGGCUGGAGCUAAAGUUGAUCUAUGGAAUAGAGUACUACAAAGAGGAGACUCUGCACUGAUGAUAGCUGCCAGAGUGGGUAGAACUAAAGAUGUUUCCCUACUGGUGAAAGCCGGAGCUACGCUGGGUCAGCAGCAGAAGAAGGCAUAUGAGCUACUGAGAUCUGCCUCUGAAAGAGGAUAUGUGGAAAUAGUUACUUCACUAAUCACAGCCGGAGUGGACGUGAAUGGCAGAGAUAGGGAUAGAGACUCUGCACUGAUGACGGCUAUCAGGAAUGGCAGGACUGAAGUUGUUUCACUGCUAAUAGAGGCCGGAGCUAACAUUCAUCUACAGAAUGAGAGAGGAGACUCUGCACUGAUGAUAGCUGCCAGCGAGGGUAGAACUAAAGUUGUUUCCCUGCUGGUGAAAGCUGGAGCUACGCUGGGUCAGCAGCAGAAGGAGGCAUAUGAGCUACUGAGAUCUGCCUCUGAAAGAGGAUAUGUGGGAAUAGUUACUUCACUGAUCGCAGCUGGAGUGGACGUGAAUGGCAGAGAUAAGGAUAGGGACUCUGCACUGAUGAUGGCUAUCAGGAAUGGCAGGACUGAAGUUGUUUCACUGCUAAUAGAAGCCGGAGCUAACAUUCACCUACAGAACAAGAGAGGAGACUCUGCACUGAUGAUAGCUGCCAGCAAGGGUAGAACUAAAGAUGUUUCCCUACUGGUGAAAGCUGGAGCUACGCUGGGUCAGCAGCAGGAGGAGGCUUAUGAGCUACUGAGAUCUGCCUCUGAAACAGCAUAUGUGGGAAUAGUUGCUUCACUGAUCGCAGCUGGAGUGGACGUGAAUGGCAGAGAUAAGGAUAGAGACUCUGCACUGAUGGUGGCUAUUAGGAAUGGCAGGACUGAAGUUGUUUCACUGCUAAUAGAGGCCGGAGCUAACAUUGACCUACAGGAGAUAAGGGUGUCUUUCAGAUUCAGUUUGGGCCAUUUUACUACUGCCUGGACUUACGAUUCAAGAAGAUUGCUCGUGCCAUUG